Molecule: messenger RNA, 423 nt
Organism: Enterobius vermicularis (human pinworm)
Lineage: Eukaryota; Metazoa; Nematoda; Chromadorea; Rhabditida; Oxyuridae
Source: the annotation of a GenBank genome assembly
AUGUUUGCAGGCUCUAAAUACCGUAUUGAAUUAUCAAAAUUCAGCUUACUUCAAGAUUAUAAACAAAUGACUAUUUCGCUUCGUCGUUCCCUAGAAUUGGUGAUAUCAGCUGUGCUCUUAAUUAGUGCAUACCUGCAGUUCACGCGAGAUCCAGACUGGUGGAUUUACGUCCCUAUUUAUGGCCUUGGCGCAGCACUCUGCUUGUUCCCUGCUCAGAACUCAGUUUGGUGGCGGUUUUCAAGCGCAGUAGUUAUAGUUUUUGGAGGUUUACAGAUUGCAUUUAUAUCCUGGUCCCUCUGGCAUGUUUCCAAAAUCGCGCUCUCUGAAAAAUUCGAAGAGGUAAGGCUUCUGCAAAUUUAUGUUUAUGUCCUGGAAGUUCCUCCCGUUGUAUCGGCAUUUCGAAGCAAAAUUCCUCCAUCUUAA